GCACCAUAUUCUGUAUAAAAGUCAAGAGAUCCCAACUGUGAGACACGGCAGUGGAGAGGAUUCACUCGUGAUCGAGAAGCUCAAUCUCUAGCAAAUUGGAGAGUCAUCGAUCAACCAUGCUCGCCUUUCUUGUCUGCGCUGCCCUGCUGGUUGGAGCUGAGGUGUCUGCUCAGAGCUGUGGGAUCGCAGCGUAUCCCCAGAUCCGCGUGGUGAACGGCGUGGAGGCUCGCGCCAACUCCUGGCCUUGGCAGGCGCUCGUGCAGAGGUACUCUGGAGGAAGAUGGGUCAACUACUGCGGAGGAACCCUCAUUGAUAGUCAAUGGGUGCUCACCUCUGCGAGCUGCUUCACGAGUGGCUACAGCUACAGGGUGGUGCUGGGAAAGCACAGUGUGUCCACAACCGAGUUCGGGGAGGUCACCCCUCCAUUGAGCCUGGCCGUCUGGCAUAGCUACUGGAAUCCCAGCAUGCCGGCGAAUGGGUACGACAUCGCCAUGUUCAAGAUUGCGUCGCCCGUGGCUCUCUCCAGCAAGGUGCGCCUCGCCUGCCUGCCCAGCGCCAACCAGAUCCUGCCCAACAACUACCCGUGCUACGCCACGGGCUGGGGAUCCCUCGACACCAGCGGCCCCUUCCCCAGCGCGCUGCAGCAGGCCAGCCUGCCCGUGGUGGACUACGCGACGUGCAGCCAGCCCAGCUGGUGGGGGAGCAGCCUGAGGAGCAGCGUGAUCUGUGCAGGGGGCAGCACCCGCUCUGCGUGCUAUGGUGAUGGAGGUGGCCCACUGAACUGCCAGCGGUGGGACAAUGCCUGGGUGGUGCAGGGAAUCACCAGCUACAUAUCAUCUCUGGGCUGCAACACGAUCCGCAAGCCCACCGUGUUCACCCGCGUGUCAGCCUACACGAGCUGGAUCAGCACCGUCAUGAGCGUGUACCGUGAAGCCCCGAAGCUCGCCGAAGGAGAGCAGAGCAUCAACAGCGGAGUUAAUGCCACAAUUGCCGCAUUCAAGAAGCCACAGGCUUAAAGCAUCACGCUCUUUAUAUCAAUGCUACCACUAACCCAAGAAUUACAGUUCCUUGCUAUUGGUAUGGCCUGUUUAAUGUGGAACUGGGCCUGUGAGCAUAGGAUGGGUGGUUCUAGUCAGUGAGUUUGUGUGGCCAUGCCAGACAUGUUAUUAGUGUUAAUGAUACUGUCACAAUAUGGCAUUUAGAUCAGAUGAUGACCAGUUCUAUAUUUUGACAACAAAACAUUUAUUUGGAAUACCAACAUGUAUAUUGCACAUCCAGUACUGAAAAUACAAUUUGGAAAAAAAAAUUAAAUUGAAGUUCCAUCAUAACACUACACUUUGCAUACCAAGUUAAAAUCCUUUACCUUUGUGAAGACAUUGUUAAACAAUAUUGCAUAUACACUACUCUUCGACUGAUGAUACAUGCUAAAUUUAAACAUCAUCCAUUCAUAUUCUUGGAAUAUGAAUCCCUGCAGUCACGAAAGCUUUAAAUCAAAAUCAUCCAUUCAGUUUACAAAUUAUAUACUCCCAAGCCACAGUUGGAGUUGCAAGCUCACCGGACUAUUAGACCACCUAUUAAUGGUUUCUUUGUUGCACAUGUACAGCCCCUACAUAUCCAGGAACUUAUAUUACAUUUAAUUAUUGUCAUUGAGGCUUUAAUAUAUAGGUCAAGGAAAGGUAGCAAUUGUGCAAUUUCUUCCAAUAUCAAUUGAGUUUGGAUUGGAUCACGAGAUAUAAUGCUGUAUUGUGGAAAGGCAGUUGAUUCAGGGUGAUACAGCAUUGUAAAGAAAAUGUAUUUUUUAAUGAUUCAUGCAUCUGAUGUGUUUUCUGAAUUCGUCAUACUGCAUUAAGCUCUAUACAUUUCUAAUCUGCUGGUGUAUAGUUUUGAUUGGUGAAAAAUAAAAUAAAAAAUGCAAACAACA
This is a messenger RNA of Lethenteron reissneri (Far Eastern brook lamprey), 1921 nucleotides long. Its product is annotated as chymotrypsin-like elastase family member 2A. NCBI's taxonomy places the organism in Eukaryota, Metazoa, Chordata, Hyperoartia, Petromyzontiformes, Petromyzontidae. Gene Ontology annotation, molecular function: serine-type endopeptidase activity. Gene Ontology annotation, biological process: proteolysis. The record is from RefSeq and is a predicted model, not a curated record.